AUGGCUUCUGGAAAUCCGGACUCAGCACCGCUUUUGUUGUACUCGCCUCCGACGCACACCAGAUCUCCUGGCCCGGAUCCUACCUCGGCUGAUGAAGGCAGGCGCCCUAGCGCUUCGAGCGGGUCAUCCUCAAAUGAGCCACUGCCCGGAGGCUUGGUCAGCGCUCGCUGUACAGAGGCGCAAGAACGGGCAUCAGGCCGUCACAACGCUGCUUCUCCCAGGGCUUCCGGUUCAGGCUCUUCUCUCGCAACCACACAAGAGGAAACGCCUGCAAAGCCCAAAUCGCUUGCGCAGCAGAGACGCAUGCAGGUGAGUCCGGUGGCUUGUCGAGCAGCUCGAGCUUGCUUGCUGGGUGGGAGGCAAGCAUCGAGGGUCUGACAAAGUGCCGUGCCGCUGUUGAACGCCAGGGGGUCUCGUGCGAUGCUUGUAAAUUCAGAAAGGUGAGAAGCCGCGAUGACUGGAUCGUAACUCCUUCCUCUUGCUGAUACUAGGUCGGGCUCCCUGUAGGUCAAAUGUGACAGGCGUGCAAAGGUGGAUAAGAAGAUUGCUGAGCUCCAUGCGACUGGGGAGCCUCUGAGCAGCCUCCAAGACGCAGACAUCAGUUGCAGUGUAUGCAGCUCGCACGGCCUGAAGUGCACCUUCACCCAGGCAGAGCCCAAGAAGCGACGUGGCAGGCGCAUUGUGGAGAUACAAGCACACCAGAGACGCGAGAGCUAUCUCCCUUCGCUUGCAGACGCCGACGAGGAGGGUGGAGGACCAAGCAUCGAUGUGACCACAGCGGCUGCUGCUGCAGAGGAGGCUCGACGCAGACAUCAGAGCUCAUAUCCUGGUAUAUUGCCGCGAGCGGUCACUACGGCGUCAACUCCUCUUGGACUCUUUUCCAUUCCAGGGCUCACGCGGCCCUUGUUAGACACCUGUAUCAUGGCUUUCUUCAAAUUUACCACGCCGACAGUCGCGCUACUGCAUGCCGAUGUUUUUGCGGCAAGAUACACCAAAUUCUUCGAGCUCUUCAACCCGGGCGGUCCAGCGAAGAUGCAUACGAGCCAGAUGGAUCCCGCGCUCGCCAAGCUUCCACCUUUGACUGAGCUGCUCAUCCUCGCCGUUGGCUGUGCUGGAUCGGGACUGCUACAAGCUCCCGUCACUCGCGACAAUCCUAGGGCAAAGUUCAAGCUUCAGCAACGCCUGUCACAGCGGUGCUCGGAGAUCUUGCGCCACGUCAGCUGGACCCAACGCCUGCGCGAAGAAGGUGCUGAUCUCGUGGAAGCUGUAAGUCAGAGGUUCAGGUGUCGUUCUGCCUGAGUUUGCUGACCCUUCCGCAUUCACUACAGGUCUACGUAUUGGUGGACCCGACCUUCCCGCUGGUCGACGAUCAGUAUGAAGAGGAUCGUGGACCAGCUUCGAGUCUCCUUGGCGUCUCGCCGGAUCCACUACGCGUACAGCCAACCUCGCACGAGGCUUUAGUACGUCUGACGUUUUCGUUGUCAAUUCACAGAAGGCCGAAGGCGGAACCUGGCGCUCCUCCCGAUGGCCUCAGGUGGCGCACUGGAACAGGAGAAUUGAUAGAUGAUAGAGAGAUGUUCCGUAAGGCUUUCCUUCGAGGCUUCGUGUGGAUGGCAGAUGCGCUAACAGCGACACCCAUCCGGACAGGUCGGGUUCGCAUUUGGUGGAACGUUUACAUGGUGCGUGUCAAGAGCGGCGCAGUCGGGAUGAGUGCUCCAAAAGCCGAAAGAUUCUAACGCCAAUCCUUGUGACAUUAGCAAGACGCGUUUCGAUCGUUCGGAGCCCGACGCACGCCCUUGAUCGACGCGGAUGCAUACGAUCAGGACUUGCCCCGCUGGGCUCCGCGCAGAGACGGAGACUUCAGUACCUCAUUCGGAAUGGAUCCUCGCGAACAGCCACAGAGAAAUGUCUUCUCACCCCAAGCUCCAGCUCCAGUACCUGGUGCCGGGUCGGCAGGCGAUCCGAAUCCAGCCUCCGCAGGGCCUCAACCACCGAGAUUCUCCCGCUUCGAUGCCCUUUGGCUGGAAUCCAUUCUCCGACUUUGCUUCAUCACCAGAACCGUUGGCUCCCGUAGCGUGUCUCCGCGAGCUCAAGGUCGUGGUGUACUGUCGAGUGACAUGGAGCACGCAAUCGUCUCUCUCAGUGCCUGGCAAGCCCAACUGCCUACGGAAUUGCACUGGGAAACGCAGGCUGGCGAAGGCUGGGAAGAAGGUCAACCGCCCCCUAGCCUAAGCAGCAUCGAAUUCCGUAAUAGCCUCAAAGGUAUGCACGGGAACCACGAGCUAGUAUGUAGCCAGUGUUUGCUCAUCCGGAUGCUUUCCGUCUUUGCGCAGCGGCUUUUCUGGAAGUGCUGGCGCACGGCCAGGUGCUUGGAUGCUGGGCUGCCGUCAAAGAUUACGGCCUUCGAACGGAAGCAGACGUCAUAGACGCUGCAGGCAUGCUCGCGGCUCGCUUGAAUAUCGGUGAUAACGUAUCGCCUCUGCCGUGCGAAGACACAGCGAGCGAGGAUCCCCGAGUACGCAGGUCUGCAAGUGUGAGAGUUGGCAUUGCUCAACCGAACGUGGCUGCGACCGUACCAAUGUCAAGCCUGGUCGAACAGGGACCUGCACCACCCGAAGUGGAAGGUCGCGUUCGCUCCAGACUGGAGGGGCUGGCUACAGCCAGUUUCCUCAGAAUGAGCAAAGUCGCAAGUCAGGCAGCCGCUGUAGGAAUCCUUCGUGCCAGUCGUACAGUGCUUCGAGAUGGUGAGUGAUCGCUUCAGCAGGCCAGGCGCGGGCGCUUCGGUCAGACUAACCGUGGAAGUUGUUCCACGUCCUUCACAGUCACUUGUUCGUACGCCAUGUGGGGUUGUGGGCUGGCGGCAGACAUCAUGAAAGGCACAGAAGCACCAAGGAUCGGCCCUACCGUCCUGUUGGAGGAGGUGAUACUUGCGACGGCGAAGCUGGUCGAUGCCGUGUCCCGCGUGGAUAGCGUUCAAGAUACACCAGCCAUGACGAGAGGCCUUGAGAACAUGCUCAGCAAGUUCGCUGGUGGCCUGGACGCAUUGAGACGCGUUCGAGGCGAGCCUAUCGACGCUGCCUCUGUGCAAGGCCCAACCUCAGAGAACGGCAAUACUGUCCAUGGCGCGGGCACACACUCGCCUGCCCAUCAUCAUCCCAACACUUCUCCUGCAGCUAUCAACAUGACUGCUGGCAUAACGCCCACGCCGAACUGGUUCGCCCCACACCCUUAUGUUACCACUCACGAUGCGUAUCAGCAGGCAAAAUCAAUGCGCACGGACGAAAUUGCGACACUUUCGCGGCACGCUGAUGCAGCACUGUCCGGCGACAAUGUCGAUUCUGCGAUGGAUAGUGCGGACAGCAACUGGCUCGAGCAAUUCGUCGCCGGAUGGGGAGGCCCAAACUCUCACGAUGGCGCUUCCACCCAACCUCAUCACGGAGGUGCCGGCCUCGGGUUUAGCAUGCCGCCACCAGGCGCUACCCCGCACCUCCACGGAGAUCACUCCGCUAACGAAUCUAUGGCUCAAUUCUGGCCGACGGGCCCAGCGACGGAUCACCAAGGCUAUCAUCAUUUCGUGAGCAACCCUACCACAGCUCAAGAUUGGGCUGGACAGGUUUGGCACGGAUCCACCGCGUCUUUUGAUCCUUCUCCAGCUCCACAGGGCUCAUUGGAGUGGCUCUGGGGUGUCGGGCCUCAACCGCCUCCACAGCGCUGA
Messenger RNA from Ceraceosorus bombacis, 3715 nucleotides. The record is from the annotation of a GenBank genome assembly. NCBI's taxonomy places the organism in Eukaryota, Fungi, Basidiomycota, Exobasidiomycetes, Ceraceosorales, Ceraceosoraceae.